Messenger RNA from Dothidotthia symphoricarpi CBS 119687, 725 nucleotides. RefSeq lists its product as uncharacterized. Lineage: Eukaryota; Fungi; Ascomycota; Dothideomycetes; Pleosporales; Dothidotthiaceae. The coding region runs from base 119 to 553 and encodes 144 amino acids. The record is from RefSeq and is a predicted model, not a curated record. The transcript has a single exon.
GCUGUUCAGCCGCUUGUCCUAGACAAGCCUGCAGACUGCUUCAAUUGCGUGUCUAGCCCAAUGAACAGGCCAGCCCCAACAGUCGCCAUUACUCUCGCAUAGCAUAGCAUAGGUAGCCAUGCGCCGCUCUGCCCUGGUCUGCCGUCUGUGUACAAACACACGAUACAAUUCUUCAAGGCAGCUUUUGCGAAGCCUUGCCCGAAAAGAAUUAUGCCUCGGUGUCAUGACACCGAUCGACGGUGGUGAUGUUCGACGCGCUCCGCUACCGCUACCGGACCCUUACCUUUUGUUCGCUUGCUUACUUGCGACGACGCCGAUGUUACUCCAUUCUGACAAUGACAAAGACAUUAUCGUCUCACCGAUACACCGAUCCUGUACGUCACUGAUGCCUAAUUCAAUCCCCACAAGGUCCACACGGGGACCGAAGAUGCCGUGCCUCUGGCUCUGCAGCAUCCUGUUCCGACCGGCCGUUCAGCGCAGGCCCUUGACUCAGGAGAAUGCCAUAGUGGAUCUGCUCUCGCUUCCAACGCACAUGGGGGGCAUUGUCCAGUGAAAACGACUCGGCCAUGCCGUCUUUCGUACAAACACCCUGUUCGAUUCGAUGCUGCUGCUGUUAUUGCGGGGCCUAAAUAUAGCGCGUUAGCGUCGCGCAACGGCUAUCCCUACCUCGUGGCCACCACUUUUGUAUCAGAGUCAGCCGCCUCUCAUUCCUACGCCUGCAGGGA